CAGAAUUCCUCCGACCGCUCACCCACCACGCGGAAACCGCACCAAAUCCCACCAAAUUGCCCCGAACCAACCCAAUUCCACCCCGGCGAGAAAGAAGAAAGAAAGAAGAAAAAAAAAACCAAUAAGGCGAGGAAGAAAGCGCAAUUCCAAGAUCUCUCUGGAAGGCGGUGGAGGAGGCCACGCACCGCCGGCGCCGAGCCCCAGUCUCUCCUCGUCCUUCUGCCCCCCACAGGAGGAAGGAUCCAGGAGGGCUCCGGCUAGGGUUCGGCCUAGGGUUCCGCCGCCUCCCGAUCCCGCCCUCCGGCGAGCCGAGGAGCCAACGCCUCCGCGGCUCGCCCGCCACCAUGCCCGCCCCCAAUCUCUCCCCUUGCCUAGUCCUCGCCCUCUUCCUCCUCCUCUCCACCGCCCGCCCCGAGGGCCUUGGCGGCUACGACGACGAUGCCUGCCCUGCCCGGCACUCCGACGGCAACACCUACGCCUCCUCCUGCCCCAUUAACUGCUUCCGGGCUGACCCCGUCUGCGGUGUCGACGGCGUUACCUACUGGUGCGGGUGCCCGGAGGCCGCGUGCGCCGGUGUCCGGGUGGCCAAGCGGGGGCCCUGCCAGGUUGGGAACGGCGGGAGCGGCCUCGUCUCCGGUCAGGCCCUCCUCCUCGUCCACAUCGUCUGGCUCAUCGUCCUCGGGUUCGCCGUCCUCUUCGGCUUCCUAUGAAUCAAUCAAUCAAUCAUCUUCAUCCCGAUGGGCGCCAUCGCACGCCCUGGUCCUGCAGCCCUACCUAGAAUUUGAUGCCUUAGGUGCUUGUGUACGUUCUUUUUCUUCUCAUCCAAUUAUUCUUUUGUUGUGUAGUCUCUUUUUCUGUGCUGAUUCCUUUCCAUGGAGGAAGAGGAGGAGAGCAUUUGAUUUCAUUCUUUGAGCUGCUGUUACUCUGUAUCUGUUGUAUUUGUAUAUUCUCUUUGAAAGAAUAUAUGAUCGAAUUCUUUUGGACCAGAAUUUCUCUGUUGAUAAAUUUUCUUUCACUUUGAUGAAAACGGUUUCUUUUUUUUUUAUACA
Phoenix dactylifera (date palm) is the source of this 1049-nucleotide messenger RNA. RefSeq lists its product as uncharacterized. Gene Ontology annotation, molecular function: protein binding. Lineage: Eukaryota; Viridiplantae; Streptophyta; Magnoliopsida; Arecales; Arecaceae. The record is from RefSeq and is a predicted model, not a curated record.